Molecule: messenger RNA, 567 nt
Organism: Podospora anserina S mat+
Lineage: Eukaryota; Fungi; Ascomycota; Sordariomycetes; Sordariales; Podosporaceae
Exons: 3
Coding region: 1-567 (188 amino acids)
Cellular component (GO): nucleus
Source: RefSeq, a predicted model, not a curated record
AUGAGCAACCAGGUCAAUACAUGGGAAGGCAACUCGUGGGAGGGUCGUGCUAUCGAGCACUAUGGUGGCCGGCAGUUGGACACGCAAAUCUACGAUCCCGUCAUCUUUCCUGGGUUGUAUUCCAACAGCGGUCUUGACAUCAUGUCGGUGCUGCAGAUCUCUCUCCACUCAAGACCAAACCCCCAGGAGGACAUUGGAGCUGUCGACAUGUCGUGCCCCAUCAUCGUCUGCGACCUCUUGCGACCCGAUCAGCCCAUCAUCUACGCAUCAGACUCCUUCCUGGAACUGACAGGAUACAACCGACCAGAGGUAUUGGAGAGAAACUGCCGGUUCAUGCAGGCCCCUGGUGGGCAAGUCAAGCCCAAAUCGGCACGAAAAUAUGUCGACGAAAAGACAAUCAAGAAGAUGCGGAAAUCGGUCGAGCGGAACUCUGAGCUGCAGAUCCCAGUCACCAACUUCAAGAAAGAUGGUCAAAAAUUCACCAACUACCUGACCAUGAUUCCGCUACAGUUCAACAGCCACCAGUUCAACAUCUCGGUCGGGUUUCAGUGCGAGAUGGACGGAUGA